CGUUGAUCACGUGAGUGAUAGAUGACGUCACAACUUGUAAGUUGAAUUUAAUGAGCCAACGUCAUUCCCUGAUGCAUCGACCGGCUUUUGUCAUUUCUAUCUUUCUCUUUCUACCUUUUUCUUAUUCAUUAGACGCAGAGACCGUCAAGAGUGAGUUGCAAGUGAUUGACGCCGACGAUUUCCCGCGAUACGACUUACUCUUUAUUCGCACGCUCGACGGCGCUCUGCAUGCCGUCAACGAGCAAUCAGGACGCGAGCAGUGGGCAUUCCAAGACGAACCGAUAUUGAACGUGCCUUUGGACCACCGAGAUGUCGGGCCGAAUUUUCUUCCCGAUCCGACGGAUGGGAGUCUGUAUGCCCUGAAAAAUGGAAACGAUGGUCUUGAGAAACUUCCUUUCACUAUUCCUGAGUUGGUCCAGUUGUCACCUUGCCGUAGCAACGAUGGGAUACUCUAUACAGGUCGGAAGAACGAUUUGUGGUUUGCACUCGAUCCUACAACCGGCGAAAAGUUACAGGUUCUGACUACUGAAGGCUUUUAUACCACAUGUCCCGUGCUCGAUAGAAAACGCAGUUCGUUAUAUUUUGGUCGCACAGAGUACACUGUGACUAUGUUUAACAGUGAGACAAGGAAGAUAAUGUGGAAUGUGACUUACAAGGAUUACGCGUCGUCACCUUUGUCUUCGGGUGCUUCUCUUCCUGAUUUUUUGCUGUUCUCUGCAAGUGAUGGUACAGAUGGAGCUGUGUUGGUUGUGAAUGCGAGUACAGGCCAUCGUAUGUGGACCCAAACAUUUAAUUCUCCUGUUGUCUCCAUAUAUGCCGCCGGCUCUGACGGUCAAAUCAGAAAGAUGGCAUUAAAGAAUGUCGCCAUGGAGACCCUCCAUAGCUUCCUCGGCUCCACCGUUCUUACAAAGCAUUCCGUUUCUCACUCAGCAAGCUCGGAAGAUGGCGUGGAGAUUGACGACAUCGACGAUAACGAAUACAAAGAUCUCAAAUCUGCUCUAUACGUUGGUAAACAUCAAGGGAAACUUUAUGCGACCGUCUGUUUGGCCGAAGAGGCAAUCAGAUUACGGAAGCCGAACGUGCUGUUGAUCGACGGACCAAGUAUGAGUGGAGAUAAACGGUCGAAUUCUCUGCCGUUUCUACUUGGAUUAUACGAGAUGCCGAGGACGAAAUCGGCUCGUUUGAUACCUUCAGUACCUCAACUGACAUACGAACAUAACGAUGCAUCAAGCAUAGACAAGAUCAUAGAACCCAUAGACAAGCGAGACGACAGUCCACUAAAGGAGAGGAUGUCACCAAAGCAUCAGAAGAUGCCACCGUCACCGGAGGAUCGCGAUUUCAAUCAAGACGUUCGUCUGAUCCCGGGAUCCUACAUUGCGGCCGGUAUUGUCGCUGUUGUUGUGUUUAUUGCAUUGACGUUGUGUUUGGGAGCAAUUGGAGCAGCACUUGUGCUACGACAGAAAGGCGACGUGCCGGUGGUCAGUCGAGAACGUCAGGGAUCAGAUCGCAGACUGAGUGGAUCGUCGGCUAGUAGCAAACACAGUCAGCAUAGCAGCCAUCAUUCGGACGUUGAAGUAUUACAAGAGAGCUUUCAUAGCACAGCUUCUGGUGGAUCAAGCAGUGGCCUUGUUAGUGUAGGAAAGAUAUCGUUUAACGUCCGAGAUGUCAUUGGCAAGGGCUGUGAAGGGACGUUUGUGUACAAAGGCACAUUUGAUAACCGGGAUGUCGCUGUAAAACGGAUUCUUCCCGAUUGUUUCAGCGUGGCUGACAGAGAGGUUGAUUUGCUAAGAGAAUCGGAUCAGCAUUCAAAUGUUGUUCGCUACUUUUGUAUGGAGGAAGAUUCUCAAUUCAGGUACAUCGCUCUUGAGCUGUGCCAAGCCACUGUACACGAGUAUAUUGAACGGCACUCCCAUAGCCAAUACAACUGGACAGGCCUCAGUCAUCUCAGAGUCCUUCAUCAGGCAAUGUCUGGUAUAGCACACCUACACUCUCUGGGAAUUGUGCAUCGUGAUAUUAAGCCACAAAACGUUCUCAUAUCGCGACCGAAUGCUAAAGGAGAAGUUCGGGCCAUGAUAUCAGACUUUGGGUUAUGCAGAAAGCUUGGGAGUGGGCGUCGGUCAUUGUCAUUAAGAUCGGGCAUCGCUGGAACGGAGGGGUGGAUAGCACCAGAAAUGAUGGACUCGAACCAGAAAGUGACGCGUGCUGUUGAUAUUUUCUCAUCUGGUUGUGUCUUUUUCUACGUCUUGAGUGGCGGUAAACAUCCGUUUGAUCCGGUGCUUCAUAGACAAGCGAAUAUACAAGACAGGAAGAGCCCUAAGUUGGGAAGCAUAGGAAGCAACCUUGUGGCAAGAGAUUUGAUUCAGAAGAUGGUGUCGUACAUUCCUGAUGAGAGGCCUACAGCCCAGGCAGUCCUGUCUGACUGUUUCUUUUGGUCAAAGCCAAAGCAGCUUGCUUUCUUUCAGGACGUGAGCGAUCGUAUCGAGAAGGAGCCCUUGGACAGUGUGAUCGUGAGGGCAUUAGAAUCCGGUGGCUUGUCGGUCAUUAAGACCGACUGGAAGGACAACAUCACAGAAGAUCUACAGCAAGAUUUAAGAAAAUAUCGGACAUACAACGGAGACUCGGUUCGAGACCUCCUUCGUGCCAUGAGGAAUAAGAAGCAUCACUACAGAGAACUGAAUGAAGGCCUACAGGCGUCUCUCGGUCCCGUACCUGAAGGCUACAUCACAUACUUCACCAGUCGAUUUCCGAUGCUUCUACCACACACGUACACUUCAAUGAAGAUCUGUAGCCACGAGAGAAUAUUUCACACAUAUUACCAACCAUCAACCGACGACGCAACAUAA
Molecule: messenger RNA, 2843 nt
Organism: Corticium candelabrum
Lineage: Eukaryota; Metazoa; Porifera; Homoscleromorpha; Homosclerophorida; Plakinidae
Product: serine/threonine-protein kinase/endoribonuclease IRE1-like
Exons: 23
Coding region: 51-2843 (930 amino acids)
Biological process (GO): IRE1-mediated unfolded protein response; protein phosphorylation; intrinsic apoptotic signaling pathway in response to endoplasmic reticulum stress
Cellular component (GO): IRE1-TRAF2-ASK1 complex
Molecular function (GO): ATP binding; RNA endonuclease activity; protein serine/threonine kinase activity
Source: RefSeq, a predicted model, not a curated record